Messenger RNA from Adineta steineri, 1125 nucleotides. The record is from the annotation of a GenBank genome assembly. Lineage: Eukaryota; Metazoa; Rotifera; Eurotatoria; Adinetida; Adinetidae.
AUGAUAUUGUUUGGCUAUCUCAAUAUUUGGUUGUUUCUGUCGAUUGUUCGGCAAAUAUCGGGUAUUUCGUACAAUCAACCAAAACUUUGUGCAAAUGCAACAUGGAAUCAGACAGCUAUAACUUUUGCUACGAGCACCUUAGUCGGCACACAUCCCGAAGGUAUUUUUGUCGAUAGAAACAAUAGUGUCUAUGUAGCUGAUUAUACAGAUGGCAGAAUUUUGAUAUGGCUUAACGGAAGUACUACACUUACUGGAAAUAUUUCAAGUGGUUUAAACACACCUUAUGGUCUCUUCGUUACGGACAAUGGUGAUCUUUAUGUCGGUAAUGCCUAUUCAGAUUAUCGAGUUGACAAAUGGGCAUGGAAUAGGACAAAUAGUGUUCCAGCAAUGUAUAUAUGUUCACUAUGCUAUGGUAUUUUUGUGGAUAUUAACAAUAUGCUUUACUGCUCAAUGUAUUAUUAUCAUCAGGUUGUCUACAAAUCAUUGACCCAAAAUUUAAAUGUAUGGAGUAAUGUCGCCGGUGUAAGUAAUACAGCUGGGUCAACGUCGAAUACACUUAAUGGUCCCAUGGGAAUCUUUGUCGAUAAUCACUUGAACUUAUAUGUGGCUGAUUUUGAAAACGGUCGGGUUCAAAAAUUUGCAUCAGGACAAUUGAAUGGAGCAACAAUAUCAACAGGUGCCAUCACACUCUCCCAUCCAACUUCAGUUAUGCUCGAUAGUGAUGGAUAUAUUUUUAUUAGUGACAAUAGCAACCAUCGUAUUAUUGGUUCAGGACCAAACGGUUUUCGGUGUAUAGCGGCAUGUUCUGGAUCACCUGGUUCAUCUGCUAGUCAAUUCCAGAAUCCACAAACUAUUAGUUUUGACAGUUAUGGAAAUAUAUUCGUCACUGAUUACAAUAAUAAUAGAGUUCAAAAAUUUCUUUUAUUAUCAAACGGCUGUAAUACAACAACAGCAACAACUACAAUUGCUGCAACAAAUACGACGAGCGUUACUCUAACAACUACUAUACCAACAUCAGUGUUUUAUACCAAUGGUAAAGUAAUAACUGAGAAUGAGUAUUUCAUACAUUCACCUUUACUUUGGUUCACUAGGCGUAAUCCGAUGAAUUUACGCCAGUUUUUAUGA